Molecule: messenger RNA, 1923 nt
Organism: Nematolebias whitei (Rio pearlfish)
Lineage: Eukaryota; Metazoa; Chordata; Actinopteri; Cyprinodontiformes; Rivulidae
Gene: hnrnph3
Product: heterogeneous nuclear ribonucleoprotein H3 (2H9)
Exons: 11
Coding region: 84-1280 (398 amino acids)
Biological process (GO): regulation of RNA splicing
Cellular component (GO): nucleoplasm; ribonucleoprotein complex
Molecular function (GO): RNA binding
Source: RefSeq, a predicted model, not a curated record
GAGAACUUCCCUUAGCGCGUUUCCUGACUAACUGCUACAGGAGCUGGUGAAGACGGGGAUAAAGAAACGACCACACAUAAAGGAUGUCUUCAAGUGAAGAGGGUUAUGUGGUCCGGAUCAGAGGACUUCCCUGGAACUGCACACAGGAAGAACUGGCCAAUUUCUUCUCUGACUGUGACAUCGUGGGGAAUGUAGAUGGAGUGUGUUUGACCUAUUCUAAAGAUGGCCGUUCCACCGGUGAGGCAUUUAUAGAGCUGAAAACAUCAGAAGAUUACAAGAAUGCCCUUGCCAAGGAUCGUAAUUACAUGGGGCACAGAUACAUAGAAGUGUUUAAGUCAAAACAAAGUGAAAUGGACUGGGUGCUGAAACGUAGCGGUCCUUCUGACAGCUGCAAUGGCUGCGUGGUGAAAUUAAGAGGACUGCCCUUUGGCUGUAGCAAAGAGGAAAUCGUCCAGUUCUUUUCAGGGUUGAGAAUCGUGCCAAAUGGGAUAACUCUGCCAAUGGACUACCAGGGGAGGAGCACAGGGGAAGCCUUCGUGCAGUUUGCCUCAAAGGAGAUAGCAGAAAAGGCUCUGGGGAAACACAAGGAAAAAAUAGGGCACAGGUACAUAGAAAUCUUUAAGAGCAGUCGCUGGGAGGUCAAUGGCCAACAGGAAGAUGUUCCCCGGCGGGGAAUGGGAGGCCAGAGACCAGGGCCUUAUGACAGACCUAUAAUGUCAGGCCCAAAGAGUGGGCUUUAUGGGACCAGUCGCAGUGGGUCUCUGAUGGACAACAUGAGGGGUGCAAGUGGUUAUGGAGGAGGUUACAGUAGCUUUGACAACUACAAUGGUUUCAGCAACUACUGUUAUGGUAGCAGCAUGUUUGAUGAGCGAAUGAGAGGAGAGCGGGGAAUGAGAGGAAUUGGAGGCCAUGGUUAUGGUGGACAGUCUGAUGGUGGCUCAUGUUAUUACAGUGGCCAUUUGGUGCAUAUGAGGGGCUUACCGUUUCGUGCCUCUGAAGGAGAUAUUGCAAAAUUCUUUGCUCCUUUGAAUCCACUGAGAAUUCACAUCGACGUGGCGCCUAAUGGCAAACCAAGUGGAGAGGCAGAUGUGGAGUUUCGCUCCCAUGAAGAUGCUGUGGAAGCCAUGUCUAAAGACAAAAACCACAUGCAGCAUCGUUAUAUUGAGCUCUUCUUGAACUCAACAUCCAGGGGAUUGUCUGAAAUGAGUCGUGGCAGUUACUACGGUAACUCAGGAGGCGGCGGAGGCUCACGAAGCAGCGGGCUACGAGGACUGUACUGAUGCUGUCACUGAUCCAUCCUGGCUUUUGUUUGCAUUUGUUAAAACCACAUUUAAUCAACUAGCAUUUCCCUAAGGAGGAAAGCUGAUGGGAAGUCCCUUAUUUAUGCGACAAAUUUAUUUAGUGCAGUACCGAAGUACAACUUUACAGACGUCUCCAAUCAGCAGCACUAUUUUCCACAUCAUACCGAAACCAAAUGAAGAACAAAGCAGCUUCUCACUGUUAAUUUGUAGAAACUGUAAUGUGUGUUGGACCAUGCAGGACAUCUUUUUCCCAAUUUUUUGUGACAAUUGGCUAUUGUUUUUACGGUAUUAACACAAUUAUAAAAAGAUGUUGCAGUUUGCAAUGAAAGGGUGCAUUUUCUUGUAAUAAGAAAUCAAACAUUUUUAGUGUUCUAAAUUGACUCAGUUCAGAAAGUUUUCAAUGCAAAAAGCUGAACCAAACUUUGUUUAGAGACUAAUUGCUGUGGCGUUCGUUUAAUGGAAGUUAGCUGGUACUGCAGCAUAGUCACGUGGAAUGUGAUCGCUCAUAAUGUAACUUGUAUAUGUGAGGGAUAAUUACAAACCUUUCUUUACAUAGGAUUGUUUUAAGUCUGGCUUUGUUUAUUCUAGUUUUACUUUUUUUCUUUGUAAGACCAUCUUGACA